Molecule: messenger RNA, 3248 nt
Organism: Neogale vison (American mink)
Lineage: Eukaryota; Metazoa; Chordata; Mammalia; Carnivora; Mustelidae
Gene: CDC42SE2
Product: CDC42 small effector 2
Exons: 6
Coding region: 541-795 (84 amino acids)
Biological process (GO): regulation of Rho protein signal transduction
Cellular component (GO): plasma membrane
Molecular function (GO): small GTPase binding
Source: RefSeq, a predicted model, not a curated record
UGCGGGCGUGGGGGUGGCAGGAGCCGCGGAGCCGGCACCGAGAGCGGCUGCGGCUGUAGCCGGCGGUCCAGACAAAGGCGACGGGUUGGUUGUGAAGUUUGUGGACGUUUGACUGAAACCUGGAACCCAAAUGAGAAGAAACCUUCAAGGAACAGCUUCUAUUGAUAGUGAGUCUACAGUCAUCUGUAUGCAUAAUAUGGAAUGUUCUCAACCCACAGAUAGCUAAAUGGGUGACUCCAUUGACAAGGAGUGACUACCUGUUAGACGCCCUGCAUCAGGACAACAAUUUUUGUACCUUCCUGGUGGUUGAGAAGCGAGUCUCUGUAGAACAGAAGGAAAGAAAGGAAAACAGAUUGACUUUCUUCAUUAAAUUGACUGUAUAAGAUACUUGACUUCCAGGAACAAGAACACAGAGAAGUAAUAAAAUUAUUUUUUGGGCAUCAUUGGACAUUCAGCAUAUCAAGGAGCUUGCUUUGUGAAGUUUCCUGAGCCAAGAUUUGAAAACUUCACUGGUGCUCAUUUAUACUGUGGACUAUAAGCAUGAGUGAAUUCUGGUUGUGUUUCAACUGCUGUAUUGCAGAACAGCCUCAGCCUAAAAGGCGCCGGCGGAUUGACCGAAGUAUGAUUGGAGAGCCAACAAAUUUUGUGCACACGGCUCAUGUAGGAUCGGGAGAUCUAUUCAGUGGAAUGAAUUCAGUUAGCUCCAUUCAGAACCAGAUGCAGUCCAAGGGGGGCUACGGGGGUGGGAUGUCUGCCAGUGUGCAGAUGCAGCUUGUGGAUACGAAGGCUGGAUAGCCCCGAGUCCUGUCUCCUAAGUGUGAUGGCAUCUUGUUCACCCUGUUGUGAUUUCUCCAGUGAGACGUUCUUGUUCUGCUCUGAAGAAGCUGUUGUCAGAUGAACCUUGCAUUUCCUUCGGCUGGCAUGCAUGCCUUUGGACUCACGGACUUUGGAUCGUGGCUUCGUUUUUAUCAAUUAUGGAUCUAAUCUUAGCAUGAUCUUUUUUUGUGAAUGCUAGCACUAUUUUGCAUCCCCCCCCCAUUUUAAACGUUUCUAUUUCCAUCUCCAGCCCUCUGCCUUAUGAGUUUGUUGGUAAGGUAGGACCUGCUAUUGUUAGUCACUGUUUCUGUAUAUUUUGGAAGGUAUGACAUCCAUAAGCACAAUGAUCAUUUUUAUUCAUUUGAAACUUGAGCAGAAUAGAUACCGCAUGCUUUAUGAAGUUGCUUUGUCUGGGAGCCCAGAAAUGAGUGUUUCUUUGCUGCUGUGGGCUGAGGGUAACUGCUGCUGUUAGAGAGAGGUUAGCUGUGGCACCAAGUCAUAUCAGUUUCACACACACAAAGGUAACCUGUAGCUUACUCUAUAGUUAAAACCUGGCAUUCAUAAGGUGUUCAUUCAGUUGUAAAUGUUCGAUGUAUUUAUUCUGAGAGUGAGGACCUGUGAUUUGCGAACGGGUGUGGUUGUGUGUCAGAGUGCUGUGGUGAGGCCCUCGUCCAGGCUCAUUGUGUACUCACUCUGUUUUGACGUAUUUUAAUAUGAGGAUCUAUGUGUUUCCACUAUUAACUUCUGGCCGGUACUACUAACUGCAGUGUCAGUGGCCUUUCCAUAUUCAAACCUGUUUUGGGGCAGUGGAAUUUAACCCAGAGCAAUAGAGUGACUUGGCCGAAUUGUUGCCAGUGAGGAAAUCUAUAUGGUGAUUUGUUAGGAGAUUGGUGAGAAACAAUUGCUCAGGCUCCAGAAUCUUUAUUCUUCAUAAAUGAUGUGUAUUUCAGGUAUUUCUGUAAGUACUUCCCCUUCUCCGUGAGGGCAUGGUGUAGGUAUUCUUGUUUAAAUCCUAUGUCCAGUGUAGUCCUGACUAACUACAUGUAGUAGGAUUAAUAUUUUAUGCAGCAAAUGGGACUUAGGUGAAAAUGUAGACAGCUAAGAAAUUAGGUAAGUAAUUAUUUUCUUUGCAUCUUAGUCUCAGGUUCUUAUGAACCAGGUAACUGGAUAAAUAGCUUAUAUAAGGCAAACCAGGAAAGCGGUGCUUCUGAAUAGAACUGACCAGUGCAGUGAGGCGCUGGAUUCCUCAGUGCGUGUAUUUCAACAGUUGGAGGCUUCAUAGGCGUCAGUCCCAGAGAGAAUCUGUCAAGGAAACAUUCAUGCUUACUAAUAAAAAAAGGCCAUUUGCAGUUUAAUUUAUGGUGUGUAUACUGCAUUCUGGCAUUUGCUAAGGACCCAUGUUGUUCUUCUCAGCCAGAGUCUGUGUCCUGCCAUGGAUAGUGCUUUGUCCAAGGUCUUAGAAGACCUUGGAUUUUCUGGGCCUUGUCCAUAGUGAUGCUCUUUAGUCUAUUUUGACUUUAAAAAUUAAUAGAACUUUUAUAUAUGUCCUAUAACUCCAGGAUUCCUAGUACAGGGAGCCCUGCUCCUAGGUCUUGAACUCCUGAUUUGUUUUAUUCCUCCCCCCCCACCCUUUUGUUGUUGUUGUUGUUUUUGUUUUACUCCUCUUUUUUCUAAUCAAGAUCUUCUGUGUGGACCAAAUACUUCACUGAGUUCUGGAGCAUAUCUCCGUGGUGACCCCAAGUGUAUGCUCUUGAGUGUGUCACUGACCUGCAGUAGCCACCCCGUGUGCAAGACCAUAUGCUGAGGGAAGGUGCCAAUAAAUUCAAGAAGAAAUGACAAAAAAUUUUAACACAGUAAUCUUAAACACAGAUUUUUUAGGGAGGCUUGAAGAUAGUGAAGGGUGGCAAGUUCUCCACAUCAUCAGUGGGAUUGUAAAUCUUGGGCCAUGUGUCUCAUUUUAAAAUUGAAUCUAAAGCAAUAGAACUGACUGUUAGUACUUUGCUGAAAUACAUGCUAACAUUCAGUGCACAGGAAACUGAAUGAAGGUUUAACGAAUGCCAUGGAUUCUGUCAGUGAUCUGCAUUCGCUACAAGAGGUGCUUUCCCAUGAUGUAGGCAGAAGUUGGUGCCAAUAAGAAAUGUUCACUAUGGUGACUGGGUUCAGCAUUUCCAAUGCAGCAUUAUCGCCUUUAAAGAUAUUUUGUGAGUAUAUAUUAGCUUUCACUUUUGUUACUAAAUUAUAGCAGUUUCAUUAUAGAGAGCAAGUUUGCCUUGAUUUUGUUUUAAAAUGACUUCUGCUCAGCACCCAGAAGAUAAAAUUGACAUAUUUUUAUAAUAUAAGCAUACUUUUUUUGUACAUUGUGUUCAUUCAGUGUUGGCUUGUAGAUAUUAAAAGAAAGUAUUGAUUUUGAUUCAAUAAAUGUUUUCUUUCCA